UAUUGAUAAUAUUUAUUAAUGAAUAGUGGUAAACAUGUCGGAAGAAAGGACAGAUUACGUUAAUAUUUUAGCAGAGAAAAAAUUACAAAAUGACGAUGCUUUCUUUAUGUCGUAUCCUUAUAGGCCGACAAUUGCGUAUAAACAGACUAAAUAUUAUAAUCCGGAGGAGCUGAAAGUUUUGGUUUUACAUAGUUCGGAAAUUUCUAAUGUUAUCGAACAGAUACACAAUGAAAAAAAGAAACCAAUACCGACUAUUAAAUUGGAGGCAUGUGCAAUCCUGGAAGAGAUGGCCCUCGACAGAAGACUUGUGGUGAUACGAGUAUUAGGAGUAAUUUUAAGCAAAUUAUUUAAACAAUGCUGCACAGGACUUCUGGUGGACAGGUCUAGUAUACAAACGAUCAAAAGCAACAUGGGAAGUUGUCCUGUAUUAUUUUUGCCCUCGCACAGAAGUUAUGCAGAUUUUAUUCUGAUGUCUUUCGUUACUUUCUGUGAAGGGCUGCAGGUACCAGCUGUGGCUGCAGGAAUGGAUUUCCAUGGGAUGCGUGGUAUGGGUACAGUUUUGCGCCAAACAGGAGCGUUUUUCAUGAGAAGAACCCUUUCAGGGGCUGAUCCUUUAUACAAGGCUUUAUUUAGAAGAUACGUACAUGCCCUGGUUCAGGAGCAUCAUACGCCUUUGGAAUUUUUUAUUGAAGGUACCAGAAGUCGAACAGCCAAGGCUUUGUAUCCUAAAACUGGAUUGUUAAGCAUGGCAUUAGAACCAUAUUUCUUUGGAAGAGUUCCUGAUAUAACCAUUGUGCCAGUUUCUAUAUCUUAUGAUCGAGUUUUAGAAGAAGAACUGUUUGCAUUUGAGUUAUUAGGUAUUCCAAAACCAAAAGAGACUACUAAGGGUCUUUUUCAUUCUUUACAACGGCUCAAUGAAAGGUAUGGAGCUAUGAAAAUAUCCUUCAGAAAGCCAAUUUCUGUACAAAGUUUUAUGAACCAGCGAAACCAUGAUAGAACCGUGCACAUAAAUUUGCCUUCGCAUGUUCAACAAGUCACACCAAAAGAAAUGGUAUUAGUUAACGAAUUGGCACAUGAAGUUCUACUAAGACAACAGCAAGGGAUGACGAUAGGCGUGAUCAAUAUUAUAUCCCUUCUAAUAUUUUAUUAUGAAAUGAGAUCUUACACGCCGACAAUCGGAGAAUUAGAAAGAAAUGUAAAAAAAUGGAGUGAUAUAUUAAAAUAUUUAGGUGCUUCCAUUUCCACAGAAAGUGUAACUGAGGCUUUAGAUAUUCAUAAGAAAACAUUAAGGGUUAAUCAAAACGGAACUGUUAGUUUAAUUUCUGCAGAUUUUGCAUUGAUGAAUAAGCCUGCAAAAAAUCAUUUGAAAGGACAUGAUUUGGAAAACGACACAAUGACGAAAGCAACUCCCCUUGUAAAGUUGCAGUUGUAUAUAAAUCCGUUAUUUUUUUAUUUAUGUGGACCCGCACUCAUUAUCACAGUUAUGAAAUUGAAUAUAGUUUCUAAUAAACACGAUUUAUUCAGAUCUGUGUCAAUGAUUUUGUACAUAUUCCACUUCGAGUUUGUCAUACCUAAAUCAACAAUAUUACAGAACUUCCAACGAUGGAUGGAUGCAUUACUUGCCUUGAAUAUUAUAAGCUUAGAAAAUAAUUGUAUUAAAAUAACUAAUAAUGAUGAUGCCGACAUUAUUGCUUCCUUAAUGGCACCUUACUUUUAUUGCUAUCGGGCUGUUUAUAACAUAUUAUCUAAGACAGUUGCAGAAGUAUCAGAAAAACAGUUAUUUGUUGAAAUACAAAAAUGGAUUGAAAACGAUUUGUUUAAAUCAGACAAAACGAAUAUAUCUGCAUUUUGUUAUAGUUUGAGUUUAGAUGCCAUUUCAAAUGCUCUCAACUCAAGUACUUUCAUCGGCUGUCUUCAGAAAAUAAGAAGGAACUCCACAAACUUCUAUACAAGAUGUGAUUCAAUAUUCAAUGAUUGGCAUGCUUUUUUGAAUAAGUUUGACUUACCAUAUUUUGAGAAUAAAUCUAAACUUUAAUAAUAUUAAUAAAGAAAUUGGAAAUUAAUGUAAGGCCCAGUACAAAAAAGAAUCAAUAUUAAUCAUAAGUAGUG
Messenger RNA from Ctenocephalides felis (cat flea), 2109 nucleotides. RefSeq names its product dihydroxyacetone phosphate acyltransferase-like. Lineage: Eukaryota; Metazoa; Arthropoda; Insecta; Siphonaptera; Pulicidae. Gene Ontology annotation, molecular function: glycerone-phosphate O-acyltransferase activity. The transcript has 12 exons. Bases 35 to 2035 code for a protein of 666 amino acids. Gene Ontology annotation, cellular component: peroxisomal membrane; mitochondrial membrane. Gene Ontology annotation, biological process: ether lipid biosynthetic process. The record is from RefSeq and is a predicted model, not a curated record.